CUUCCGAGUCGCGGUUACCCUGGCUGAAGUGACGGCGCUUUGGGUCCACAGUUCAAAAUAUGUUAUCGAGAAAGAGCAAGGAUUCGAGGAGUGUCAAAGAAGGGGUCGUCGGAAAAUAUGUCAAAAAAGACACACCACCGGAAAUGCCGAUUAUUAAUGUAUGGACUACGGAACCGGUAAAAAAGCCUGUACGGCGUGCUGGGUUCAAACCGGACAAUACUAUCGCAUUAAGACAAUCUCAGGUAUCUAGUAACACUACUUCUGAAAUGUUUGGAGUGCACCGUAAAACAUCCCAACCUGCUCCUGCUGUUUUAGGCCACGAAGGAAAAUACACUCCAAGUACUUCAGUUCCUGAUCUUGCACAAAGAUUUGCAAGUAUAUCUGUUGCCAAUAGUGAUGGUCCUGCUUGUAUUGCCCAGCCACCUUUAUAUACCACACCGUCUUCCAGUCUUUUGACAAACAUGAACAACCCUUACAACUAUCCUUAUACAGAUUCCCAAUUCAACUUGAACAAAUCUCAGGCUGAUAUACCCCAUGCAAUGAGAGCAAGAAACGACUAUCCAGGCAAUUUACGAUACAGCCAAACUACAUCUUAUGAUUAUUCUUUUGCACCAUUCCAACAAAUGUACCGACCCCAAUUAGUUCAAUGUCUGCCUCCCCCGUCACGCCACUCUCAACAUAACUUAGCUGCCGCCCAGUCAGUAAUGGAAUCGGAUAAGCCACCAGACCCAACAAACUUACAGCAUGUUAACUAUUUACCAGAUAAUCUAAUGCUUCAAAAUCAGGCGAUAUCACCACUCGAAAGAGAAACAGGUGAACUCCCUUUACCUCCCGGAUGGACUGUAGAUUUCACUUUAAGAGGCCGGAAGUAUUAUAUUGAUCACAACACAAAAACAACUCAUUGGAGCCACCCUUUGGAAAAGGAAGGCUUGCCAACUGGAUGGGAAAGAAUAGAAAGCCCAGAGUAUGGAGUUUAUUAUGUAAACCAUAUAACGCGAGCUGCUCAGUAUGAACAUCCAUGUUCACAAUAUAUUUAUCAACCUGAAAUGAGAGUUCAGAUGGAAUUGGGCCCUUCGCCACCCAAUCCUCCAAGGCAUACCCACUUCCAUCCGCACAGUGCUUUGGUACCAGCCAAUCCAUAUUUAAAUCAAGAAAUUCCUCGGUGGCUGGAAGUUUAUAGUAGAGCAUCUCAACAACUUGAUUACAAGCUUAAAUGGGAGCUGUUUAGGCUUCCGGAACUGGAUUGUUUCAAUGCCAUGUUGACCCGUUUAUAUAAACACCAACUAGAAGAGAUCGUUAUGAGGUAUGAAGCGUAUAGGUCAGCUCUACUCUGCGAAAUUGACUGCAGAUUGAGAUCACUGAGCAGAGGUCGAAUCGUAAGUGGGCCGAGAGUCGGUGGACGAAUAGUCAGUGGCCCUCCACCUCACAUUUCCAACUUUUCGCCUUACACGUCAAGGCCGAAUAUUCUGGAACGGCAUAAAGAUAAAACACUCCCUCAUCAAUCUGAGACGAAUAUUUAAUAUUUUAAUUGAAACUUUAAAGUUGUAAAGGAUCAGUAUUUUAUUCAGCAGAAGUAUUUUGUUUAUAAUUUUUUUUUAAUGUUGUGUACAAUUUGUCCAUAAAGGUGUAUUAUUUUUGCUUUAAAGUUAACAUUUGUUGUACUAUUUUAUAGUUUUAUUUUUAUUGACAUAUUACCAGUUUUUCGCUACUAUCAAAACUGUUUAUUAUGUCUGUUUUUAAAGUGAUGCUUUUAAAAAAAAUUGGCCGAAACACUUUGGCAAGCAUUGUUAUAUUUUUUUCCUUACUAUCACUGCAGUUUUACUUUCAGUUUAAUAAGUUCAAUCAAAAUUUAACUUGAGAACUAGAAAUAAUAAAAGCUGUGAUUUAAUACACAAAUUGAAUACAGUGCCUUUUGACAAUAUUAAAGAUAAUUUAUCAUGAAACUUAAUAAUAAAUAAUUAAGCGAGGCUCGAUAAUUAGCCAAAUUAAAUGUUUAAGGAUAAACAUGUGAUAUGUUAUUAUAAAUUCUUAUUAUAUUUUGUGAUGUGUUAAUGUAUGUAAAUAUUUUAA
Molecule: messenger RNA, 2070 nt
Organism: Cimex lectularius (bed bug)
Lineage: Eukaryota; Metazoa; Arthropoda; Insecta; Hemiptera; Cimicidae
Product: protein salvador homolog 1-like
Exons: 11
Coding region: 60-1520 (486 amino acids)
Biological process (GO): regulation of cell population proliferation; hippo signaling; apoptotic process
Molecular function (GO): molecular adaptor activity; protein binding
Source: RefSeq, a predicted model, not a curated record